AUGGCUUCUGUGAUUGUGCGCAUUCUGCUCGUGAAACGAUCGGGGGACAGAGCGGUGAAGACACUCACCCAAGUGUACGAUAUGCUCAGCCAGGGCUCCAUGGCCACUUUCCCCGGGAACUACAGCCUCCUCUUGGAACCUUGUGACAUGCCACUCAGAGCCACGUUGCUGUUGCUAGCCCUUGCCCUGCUGGGGACCCCUGCUUGCUGGGCAGGCUCCAUGUAUGGCUGGGGAGAAGGCAAACAAUUCAGGACUGUUUUAGCCAGAGCGGAUGAGAUCACGGGCAUUCGGUUCUGCAUCGGUCUGCUUGGACUGUUUAAAAGUGUCCAGGUGAAAGUUGGACCCUACUGGAGCAGGAAAUAUGGCACCUACUUUGGGGCCUGCCAUGACUUCAACUUGCGGCCCGGUGAGCACAUUGUCAAGGCAUACGGCACGCACGGGGUUUUCCUCAGGUCCCUGAUUCUGUACACGGACAAAGACCGCGUGGGAACAUUUGGGGCUGAUGUCGGUCGGGGCUUCACUGCGUACCCCGAUGAGGAAGGGCAGGUGCUUGAAGGCUUGUUUGGCCAAAUGUUGGAGAAGUCGGGGUUCCCUCCAAGGACUCCUGCACCCCCAAGGCAGACGCCAGUGGGAGCAGUCAGGAUCAGGGCUGUUCAGAGGAGACACUGGCCCUUCUAG
Orycteropus afer afer is the source of this 678-nucleotide messenger RNA. Lineage: Eukaryota; Metazoa; Chordata; Mammalia; Tubulidentata; Orycteropodidae. The record is from RefSeq and is a predicted model, not a curated record.